Messenger RNA from Carica papaya (papaya), 1779 nucleotides. Its product is annotated as short-chain dehydrogenase TIC 32, chloroplastic-like. The record is from RefSeq and is a predicted model, not a curated record. Lineage: Eukaryota; Viridiplantae; Streptophyta; Magnoliopsida; Brassicales; Caricaceae.
CUCCAGAAACAAUUUUCUAAGAAUGUGUAUCCUGUCUGUUCUUAGCUAUUCAUGAAACGGGUACGAGUUCUCCUGAAACAUGGAUUCAACUCUUUUAACUAAUCGAAUUAUAUGUCUGUAACUGUAAUUUGGGCAUCUUAAAUUUUAGGCGGUAUAAGAGAGAGGGAAGAAGAUGUGGUUGUUUAGCAGGAAAGGGUUCUCCGGGUUCUCGUCGUCUUCAACAGCAGAGGAAGUUACAGAGGGGCUUGAUGGGACUGGACUCACUGCCAUUGUUACAGGUGCCUCGAGUGGAAUUGGCACUGAAACUGCCCGUGUUCUGGCACUGCACGGUGUUCAUGUAGUUAUGGGGGUGAGGAAUGUGGCAGCUAGCAGGGAUGUCAAGGAAACAUUACUGAAGCAGAACCCCUCUGCAAAUGUUAAUGCCAUGGAAUUGGACCUCAGCUCAAUGGCAUCAGUGAAGAAAUUUGUGGCAGAGUUCAAUUCCUCUGGUCUUCCCCUGAACAUCCUCAUUAACAAUGCAGGAAUCAUGGCAACACCAUUCAUGCUUUCCAAAGACAACAUAGAACUACAAUUUGCAACAAACCACAUAGGUCAUUUUCUCUUGACAAAUAUGCUAUUGGAAAACAUGAAAAGAACUGCUCGUGAAAGUGGCAAAGAAGGAAGGAUUGUGAAUGUCUCGUCCCGCCGUCACCGUUUCUCAUACCCUGAAGGGAUUCGUUUUGAUAGAAUCAAUGAUGAAGCAGGGUACAACAGUCUAUCUGCAUACGGUCAGUCAAAGCUUGCUAAUAUUUUGCAUGCUAAUAAACUUGCAAGAUGCCUGAAGGAAGAUGGAGUGGACAUAACUGUGAAUUCAGUACAUCCGGGAGCAAUUGCUACCAAUCUUUUCCGACAUCACAGCUUUUUCAGCAGUCUUGUCAAUCAUCUGGGAAAAUAUGUGAUGAAAAAUGUUAAACAGGGCGUGCUUCUCUUCAACUAUGCAACAGAGUUAUGAGCUUGCAUUUGGCCAUGAAAAGAGAGAAUGGGUUUGGUCUAUAUUUCUUUCUUGACUGCCAAUGAGGCGAACUGCUCAAUGAUCAAAUCUGUUAAGAAUCAAAUAAUGAUAGCAAGACUCAGUUCUACAUUCAAGGGACUUACAUGGCUGCUUCAGAAAAUUCAAGUAUGUUGGUCAGAAGUUGCACAAAUGUUCAAGAUUCAAUGUAAACCUGAAAUGUAAUUUUUUUUUCCUUCUCUUUCUUGGUAAAUGAUCUUCUUCCCAUAAAGUUAUAACAGAGCAUAUAAAUCACCAAAAAAAAUUCUGAUUCUCUCUCAAGACAACAGCUACUGUGUUAAUCUUCCCUUCCCGUGAACCGAACAUGGCUCAUCUAUACUUGAACAAUGCUUAAACAUAUGUUUUAACACAUUGUCAAAAUGCCUCCCCGUGGCUGGCUCAUGCAUAAUCAGAGAAUAAUACAGGUCAUGUACAAUGACAAAUUAGUAUAUGAGGAUGAAGAUCACAUUUGAGCUGACAGUUUACUCCAAGAAACAGGUAUCCGCACGUUUCAGCAUAUCUUUUUGGUUGCUUCAUCUAAUAAAAUUUGAGCCCCAAUUCAGUUCUGUUCUCACCUUCUGUACAUGUUCAGACCCAAAAAAGAAGUCCAAAGCUAAUAAUUGUACCAACCUAAACUUUCUUUCUACUGUACGGUGAUCUAAAGAAUAUACAGUUCUAGCAGCCGUGUGAAGUUUCUGUUAUGGAGGGAACCAGGUCAUACACCAGAUCAUCAGAGGCAGCUUACCCCAAAA